GCACAAAUAUGAGCAGUUCUGCUCAAACCUUCAUCGUCCAGGCUUGCGCAAAAAUCUCCUGUCGACCCCCUACGAUCUGUCUGCGCAGAUAGAGCGUUGUGUGUGGGUCCACCGUCUUGUAAGCCAGCAGGCCAGUUGACUGGCGGUGUGUUGGUUUGCGACUGCAUGCGCAAGUUUUCGUUGCCUGUGAAAACACGGCGUUCCGAAGAAGCUUGAUGCAUGUUUCUUAUGGUAAUGGUUGGUGAUGAUGUAGGCAGCAGUAAAGGUUAAGUAACGGGUGCACAGUGUUUACUGUAUUUGAUGUGCCACGCCUGUCCUUUUUAUAACAGUACUUCGUGUGAAAUUCAGUAUGGAUCGAAUAGAAGACACAAUUUCGGCUAUAUUAAACGGCCUCGCGGCGGAUGAAACGCAAGAUUAUUGCGAUUUUACAUUGGAGGAACAAAACGAAGCAAGUGCUGCCAAGGGAAUAACACCAUGUGUAUCAUCGGACUAUGUACCUCUAGUGAAAUCUACAGUAACGUACAUUGUUAUUGGAGUGCUCAUGAAUGAAGAGGGAGAGAUCCUGAUGAUGCAGGAAGCCAAGAGUUCAUGUUAUGGCCAGUGGUACCUACCUGCAGGACGGGUUGAACCUGGGGAAGAAAUAGAGGAAGCAGUGAAACGUGAAGUUUUAGAGGAAACUGGAAUUAUAAUGGAGCCUAAAUCAUUGCUGCUUGUUGAAACUGCAAGUGGAUCGUGGUUUCGAUUUGUUAUUGUGGGUGACAGCAUUGGUGGUGAACUGAAGACACCAGAUAAGUCUGAUGAUGAAUCAUUACAGGCCCAGUGGGUGAAAGAUGUAGAGAAGCUCUGUCUUCGAUCUAGUGACAUUGUGCCUAUAAUUGAGCGAGCAAGAGCAUACAACAAAAGUCCACCUGAGCCAUGGCAUGGUAAAAUAUUACCAGUCAUAAAAGGUCAUCAGAAAUUGUUAUUACGUCUCCUGGUCUGCAUUAAAAAAAGGAGCAAUAAUCGUCUUCACAUAUUGCUGUCAGAGAAAAAUGAUAUACAUUUACCACUCUGUGAAAUAAAUCCAAGGAAGAGCUUACACUCAAUACUGAAGACAUUUAUGACAGAAAUAUUUGGUGCAGAUGUGGCACCACACAAGCCACAUGGAGUGUUAAGUGUUGAAUUUUCGGGCAGACCUGAAGGUAUAAAUGACGGAGUUUGCCUUACCAUUCUUGUUUCAUUUCGCAAACCUCUUGAAGAAGUUGGUAUAAUAGACAAAUACACAUGGCUUGAAGUUUCAGAAACAUUGGGCAAUGAAAUCCUUAAUAAGCUUCCUAAGAAUAUGGUUACUCCAUUAAAUGUAAUUCGAUGAACUUGUGUUAAAAUAAUUAUACAAGACCUAUUUAUCAUGUAUGUGUGUCUUUUCAUUAAUAAUCAUUACUGUUUCAUUAACAAUUUUAUCAGGUUACAUUGGUAAAAUAUGAUAUGUAUUGUUCAGUUUCUUUAAAUUUUGAACAUGCAGACACAAUUUAACACGAAUGUUAGUACCUGCAUAAAAUGAAAAAAAGCAUCCAGAGGAGAUUUUAUGGGUGAAAAGAAAAGAAAGAUAGAAGUUCCAUUAAACGAAAGAUGGAAAUUAAAGUAAUUGUAUAAGUGCAUUGAGGUUUAUUGGACAAAAAUGAAAUGUGACAAAUGGUGAGAGAAGAAGAUAAGUCAUGACAGGAUUUGCUGUAGAUUAAAAUAAUGUAUGCAGCUAUGAUGAUUCAAGUUCCUAGAAUAGGUGCUGUAAGGCAGAGAAUUAUAUGUAAUGAAAAUCAGCGUGGCCUGUGGAAAAUAACCACAUGAAAUGUAUUUAGUGUGUGUGUGUGUGUGUGUGUGUGUGUGUGUGUGUGUGUGUGUGUGUGUGUGUUUUCAGCAUUUCACAUAAUGUGUAACUCAUUCUAUGACUCUAAUCAAUCCCACAGUGAAGUUUUCAUUUUGGCAUCAGGAUCUCUGUUUUGGUGGAUACCGUUGCUUCUAUUUCAUUGAAGCUUGCUAAUAUUGCAGACACUAUGAUUCCAAAAGCUGGUUAAUUCCGUAUGUGGUCUCUCACAUUGAUGUUCAUAACUCACAAAACUGGGUAAUAUUUUACAUGGUAGCCUUGUAUUUCAAUGUUUCACAUAGUCUUAUAUAUGCUACAUUCUUUUAUAGAAAACUUUCCCAUAAUGGACAUACAGUAUUCACAUUGUAACUGAGCAUUUGUAAGUCACCCCUCCCCCUUUUACUCAUUCUUCCCUAUCUCCAGCCAUCUGCAGUUAGGUUUCAUAAAAAGCAGUUAGUUAUAUUUGCAGUUCAAAGUUCCCCGUAUACACAGCAUUUUACUAUAAGCGUCACUUUUUCACUAAAUCAGUCACCGCUGUGCACACUUUCAUGUAAUGGAAUUCUUAUUAAGUUGAUUUUGUAUAUUUUUAUAUUUAUUGUGUAGUUUGUGAGGUGAGCAUAUUUCCUGCAAAACACAGUGCCACUGCACAUUGUCUUUCACUUUGUGAAGUCCCUAUGCAAGACAAACCCCAUCAUGACACAUUCCAAGUAUUAAGUUAUAUUUAUUUGAAAGCAUAUUAACUAUUUUAUUAGUUUGUAUUUUAUGUAAUGAGAUUAAUGCAUUGUCUAUUGAAAAUUUGUAUAUUUGUUAAAUUUUUUGAGAAUAAUGUUUGAUUUUUUAUUCAUUGUUAAUUGUUUGAUUGUGAUUGUGAUUUUUAUGUCAUCACCAUUUUGUAAUUACAACAUAACAUGAAAAACUAAGCUGUUGCUGUACUCACUGUACAUACUGUGUAAAUCUUCUUUGGCUUAUAACUUAUUGGUAACAUUGCAAUUAAUUGUGGUUGUCGGGACAUUAAUAAACAUUAUAUGCUGUUCACAGAGUGUGACUACUGGGUUCUUAAAUCAGUAAAUGUGAUUGUUUUGUAAUCAUUAUAAAGUCUGAUAUUCAAAUAAUACUGUGAAUCUCUAUUAAAUAAAAUUGCAUGUAGAACACAAUGUUGUGAAGCAUUGGUGUGAAUAUAGUGAAUAAAGAAAACCAUAUGUUUAAGAAAGAA
Molecule: messenger RNA, 3053 nt
Organism: Schistocerca serialis cubense
Lineage: Eukaryota; Metazoa; Arthropoda; Insecta; Orthoptera; Acrididae
Product: 8-oxo-dGDP phosphatase NUDT18
Exons: 6
Coding region: 350-1351 (333 amino acids)
Molecular function (GO): magnesium ion binding; 8-oxo-GDP phosphatase activity; 8-oxo-dGDP phosphatase activity
Source: RefSeq, a predicted model, not a curated record